Molecule: messenger RNA, 1068 nt
Organism: Mya arenaria
Lineage: Eukaryota; Metazoa; Mollusca; Bivalvia; Myida; Myidae
Exons: 5
Coding region: 1-1068 (355 amino acids)
Cellular component (GO): extracellular region
Molecular function (GO): cytokine activity
Source: RefSeq, a predicted model, not a curated record
AUGCACAUUGGAGUCACGAUAGGUGAAGUUCACCGAGAAAAGCGUUUCGUUCUUCAGCGGGGAACGACCCGGUUCGCAUUUCCCAUUCCAACGACAUACCCCAUUCCGACACUUCCCCUUUACACGGGUAUAACACCGCCGACAGUAUCCACUAGAACAUGGCCGACAAACAAACCAGGGAUAUUCUUCACUCCCCCGACACAGUCAAUUAUAAAUGCGACACAGAUAAAUUGUCCGGCCAAAAGAGACGCGAGUCGUCAAAGAGUUCUUCUCGACGAUAAUUUGUUGAAGCAGGUGUACUUGGAAUUGAUAGGGAAUUAUGACCAGAGAGUCACCGCCGCAACGGCGGAAGAAGCGGCAAAGAACUUCCAACAUCUGCUGAAAAGUAGAGGCAAUGAGAUUUCUGGUCAAAAGCUUAAAGCAGAGAUGUCAAAGGAUAUCCAAGCAGUAAAGAACUGGCAACAAGCAGUCCAAUCCAAUAUGGCCAACACUACCGGGAAACUAAACAGUACCCAACACAGUAGAACUGGAAAGAAGUUACAAACAAGUAUCAAACGCAUUCUCAAGCAGAUACAUGUAACAAAACGAGAUCUUAGAUACAUCCUUGGACUCUCGAAUAGUUUGGACGAGAUACUGCAAUAUAAGACACUACAGAUGAGGUCGAGUAGGGCAAAACGAGACACCAACGGCGCAGUGUCUCACAUAGAAUACUGCCAGGCCCGGGGUCAUCCAACUGGCGAUGGAUACCUACACAUGUGUACCUCAUGUGCGCUUACUACUCAACUGCCCGAGGACAGGUUCCCGAGAUAUAUCAAUGAGGUGGAUUGUCAUCUCACAGACUGUGAUUGCUUCAAUACGCCUAAUACUGCUCACGGUCGAUGCCAAAAGAUAGUUCGGACAAUUAAAAUGCUGAAGAGAAAGGCUGGUGGAUGUCGGCUCCUAAUACAAAAUGGUCAGCAGUUCAUUCUGGAUGACUGGCAAGUUUAUGACCAAAGAAUACGCGUUGGUUGCGAGUGCGUUUUCAACAAAAAUUCUCAAUUCGCAGGAUUCAUUCCAUUGACAGGCUAA